This is a messenger RNA of Klebsormidium nitens, 1388 nucleotides long. NCBI's taxonomy places the organism in Eukaryota, Viridiplantae, Streptophyta, Klebsormidiophyceae, Klebsormidiales, Klebsormidiaceae. The record is from the annotation of a GenBank genome assembly.
AAUUGAACCCCAGCUCGCCGGCGGCAUAGGUGGCCUGCCUUCCUGCGUAGCUUCCUCCACCACUGCUUGGCAGGAUCCAGGAGGAUGUGCUCGAUCUCAAUUCUCCCUAGCUGCAUCAGGAAAUUUCAUUCUUUCAAGACGGUGAAGCAACCUAGCAAGCCUUUUUGCGGUGGGUGAAUCCGAGCUUUCUAAACAUAAUUCUCAAAGCGUGCCUGGUGAGCAAGAUAUUACGAUAAUUCUUUGCACGGCGGAUAGGUAGUCAGGAUCAGCGUUUCACUCAGGUCAGACUGCUACGUAUCUGCAUUGGACACAUCUCACAGCCUCCUUCCUCUUCCCUCUACAUCCUGCAACAAGUUAUCAAAGGUCGGCAGCCUAAGGAAUUUGAGUGCGAGUUCCUGCCAGAACAGCAGUUCCAGUUUGACCUGACAAAUAACAAGGCUACCUCCGCAGUGCAGCAAAAUGGCUGGCGAAUCGAGCGACAUUACGCUUUACCACGCCGUACCGACCCGCUCGUGCAGGGUCCUCUUUCUCCUGGAAGAGCUCGGCCUUCCCUACAAGCUUGUCAAGAAGGAGUUCAAGCCCUUCGGUCUGAGAGAUGACGUUGAGUACUGCGCAUCAAUUCACCCGCGGGGUUCCCUCCCCGGGUUCAAGGAUGGCGAGACAGUCAUCAUCGAGUCAAUUGCAAUCCUCCAAUACCUGAUCGAGCAAUACGAUCCCGAGCAUAAGAUGUCCCCCCCGCUGAGCGAUAAGCCGGCGCGUGCAGCCUACCUCAACUGGCUCACUUUCGCGGAGGCCUCAUACGCCUCUUCCGUCGUCUUUCCGGUGAUGCACAUGUUUGUUCUGCCGGAAGAGGCACGGAAUCCAACCGCGGCAGCGAGUUUCAAGAAGUCCGCAGAGGAGAAUCUGAAGAUCCUGGACAAGGCCCUCGAGGGAAAGCCCAAGGGCAUUGUCAACAACGAAUUUUCUGCGGCGGACAUCGCCCUGUACCAGACCACGUAUCUGGCGGCGGAGUUCCUGAAGAUGAUUACGCCUGAGACGUACCCCAAUGUCGCAGCCUGGUAUGCCGAGACUGCGAAGAGGCCCGCGGCAGUCAAGGCAUAUGAAGCAUAAGUUAGCGCGCUGAGCAGCAAUCAGGCAGGUCGCGGUAAAACAAGUUCGAAGCAGAAACUUCGUGAUUUAAGCAAGUUUUGACCCAGGUAGCAUGCAGCAGAUGCUGGCUCGGUUCCGUAACCCCUGUUGUGGCGGUGUACGCGUGCAAUCAGACAAUCCAACAUCUGACUUGCUGUGAGCUAGACAUGAAUGAUUGUCUGCCGGCGUGUGACAUUUUCUUAAUGGCAAAAGGUGAUGGUUACUAGAUUCAAGCCCACUGCAAACGAAAUGUGCAUCCG